Messenger RNA from Oncorhynchus kisutch (coho salmon), 2211 nucleotides. Its product is annotated as extensin-like. NCBI's taxonomy places the organism in Eukaryota, Metazoa, Chordata, Actinopteri, Salmoniformes, Salmonidae. The record is from RefSeq and is a predicted model, not a curated record. The transcript has 2 exons. Bases 1 to 2211 code for a protein of 736 amino acids.
AUGGCUCUGCAGGUCUGCAACACUGCUCUACCCACUACCACCCUGCUCUACCCACUGCCACCCUGCUCUACCCACUGCCACCCUGCUCUACCCACUGCCACCCUGCUCUACCCACUGCCACCCUGCUCUACCCACUGCCACCCUGCUCUACCCACUGCCACCCUGCUCUACCCACUACCACCCUGCUCUACCCACUACCACCCUGCUCUACCCACUACCACCCUGCUCUACCCACUACCACCCUGCUCUACCCACUGCCACCCUGCUCUACACACUACCACCCUGCUCUACCCACUACCACCCUGCUCUACCCACUGCCACCCUUCUCUACCCACUACCAACCUGCUCUACCCACUACCACCCUGCUCUACCCACUACACCCUGCUCUACCCACUGCCACCCUGCUCUACCCACUGCCACCCUGCUCUACCCACUGCCACCCCUGCUCUACCCACUACCACCCUGCUCUACCCACUACCACCCUGCUCUACCCACUACCACCCUGCUCUACCCACUGCUCUACCCACUACCACCCUGCUCUACCCACUACCACCCUGCUCUACCCACUACCACCCUGCUCUACCCACUGCCACCCUGCUCUACCCACUGCCACCCUGCUCUACCCACUACCACCCUGAUCUACACACUGCCACCCCUGCUCUACCCACUGCCACCCUGUUCUUCCCACUGCCACCCUGCUCUUCCCACUGCCACCCCUGCUCUACCCACUACCACCCUGCUCUGCCCACUACCACCCUGCUCUUCCCACUGCCACCCUGCUCUACCCACUGCCACCCUGCUCUACCCACUGCCACCCUGCUCUACCCACUACCACCCUGCUCUACCCACUACCACCCUGCUCUUCCCACUACCACCCUGCUCUACCCACUGCCACCCUGCUCUUCCCACUACCACCCUGCUCUACCCACUACCACCUUGCUAUACCCACUGCCACCCUGCUCUUCCCACUGCCACCCUGCUCUACCCACUGCCACCCUGCUCUACCCACUGCCACCCUGCUCUUCCCACUACCACCCUGCUCUACCCAUCUACUCUGUACUGUUUGUGGAGGCUAUUGUCUUAGAGCUGCAGAAUGCUCCUCCAGAGGACUAUACAAACUGUACACCACAGGGGGUUGAGGGCACCUUCAAUGGAGAGGAGGAGCUCAGGACACAAAGGGUGUCCCAAUGUGAGAGAAGCAGGAGCAGCACCAGUCCACCACGACUCUCCCCAGUCCACCACGACUCUCCCCAGCCCACCACGGGCUCUCCCCAGCCCCUCACGACUCUCCCCAGCCCACCACGGGCUCUCCCCAGCCCACCACGGGCUCUCCCCAGCCCCUCACGACUCUCCCCAGUCCACCACGACUCUCCCCAGUCCACCACGACUCUCCCCAGCCCCUCACGACUCUCCCCAGUCCACCACGGGCUCUCCUCAGCCCACCACGGCUCUCCCCAGCCCACCACGGCUCUCCCCAGCCCACCACGGCUCUCCCCAGCCCACCACGGGCUCUCCCCAGCCCACCACGGGCUCUCCCCAGCCCACCACGGGCUCUCCCCAGCCCACCACGGGCCCUCCCCAGCCCACCACGGGCCCUCCCCAGCCCACCACGGCUCUCCCCAGCCCACCGCGACUCUCCCCAGCCCACCACGGACCCUUCCCAGCCCACCAUGGGCUCUCCCCAGCCCACCACGGCUCUCCUCAGCCCACCACGGCUCUCCUCAGCCCACCACGGCUCUCCCCAGCCCACCACGGGCUCUCCCCAGCCCACCACGGCUCUCCCCAGCCCACCACGGGCUCUCCCCAGCCCACCACGGGCUCUCCCCAGCCCACCACGGGCCCUUCCCAGCCCACCACGGGCCCUUCCCAGCCCACCACGACUCUCCCCAGCCCACCACGGGCUCUCCCCAGCCCACCACGGGCUCUCCCCAGCCCACCACGGCUCUCCCCAGCCCACCACGGGCCCUUCCCAGCCCACCACGGGCCCUUCCCAGCCCACCACGACUCUCCCCAGCCCACCACGACUCUCCCCAGCCCACCACGGGCCCUCCCCAGUCCACCACGGGCCCUCCCCAGCCCACCACGGGCCCUUCCCAGCCCACCACAGGCCCUCCCCAGUCCACCACGGGCCCUUCCCAGUCCACCACGGGCCCUCCCCAGCCCACCACGGGCCCUUCCCAGCCCACCACAGGCCCUCCCCAGCCCACCUAA